GCUCUACGACUGCGUUUCUCGCGUCCUAGCAUCAGUUGCAAGGAAAUGGCGUCUCAGAGGUGGAGUUCGUUUGGUCGGAUUCCCGAAAUCAUGAAUGAAUUCUGAGUUUUAUAAUGAAUUUCUCGGGAAACGAGUGACGCUUCGAUUCCGCAAUAGUACAAAUUGAUGCUUAACAAUGAACGAAGUCAGUGGUGGAAAGCAAGAGAUGGCCAGCACAUCCGCAUGGGAUGCUAUGAUGAACCAGCCAGUGGCUACGACAAUGCCAUCCAUGCACCAUCUCAAUCCACCUCUAACGCAAGAAGCUUGCCCACCGGUUACUCAGGUUAUAGUUCCUACUCCAGUCAAGCUGCAAGCUCCUAUACUCUCACCUCCCCCCAUUGCCGGAGAGCAUCUCGGCGUUCUUGGACACGUGCAAUCUCCAGGUCUUUUGGUACAGGGACCUCCGCCACCAGGUUACAUAGAACCAGAACUUUCUGUGGAAUUGCAGCAGCAAGGCUGGAAAAAGUUCUGGAGUAAAAGGGAAAACAGACCUUAUUUUUGGAAUAAAUUAACCGGAGAGUCUUUGUGGGUCAUGCCAUCGCUGAAACCUCAAUUUGACCCUAUUACGGAUCCACUGGGAAUUGGCUUGCCAAAUGUACCUGGCAAUGGACAAAUGCCUCCUGGAACACCAGGAGGUCCACUCAAGCGCAGAGCAUCAGAAGAUGGCACUGUGAUGCCUGCUCAGAAAAAAUUCAUAUUGGCGGGACCAUGGGAUUUAGAUGUGCCAACGAAUGUUAUAAUUUACGAGCGAGCUCCGACAAACCUUUUGCACGUCCAUCCCGAAGUGGAAGCUCUGAGAUGCAGUUUACUUGCAAAAUUACGUCAGUGUUAUCAAGAGCUGUGUCAUACAAGGGAAUCGAUAGAUGCUCCAAAAGACUCCUUUAAUCGCUGGCUGAUGGAGAGAAAGGUGAUAGAUUGUGGUUCGGAUCCUUUGCUCCCGAGCCAAUGUUUCCCUGAAAUAUCCAUGUCCAUGUAUCGCGAGAUAAUGAAUGACAUACCCAUAAAACUCGUGAGACCCAAAUUCACGGGUGAUGCCAGGAAACAGUUGUCUCGUUACGCAGAGGCUGCUAAGAAGGUAAUAGAAUCAAGGGAAGCGACGCCAGAGAGUAGAAAAGUGGUAAAGUGGAACGCUGAGGAUACGUUUCAGUGGCUGAGAAGAACUGUGGGUGCUACGUUUGACGAUUUUCAAGACAGACUUGCUCACUUAAAGCGUCAGUGUCAGCCUCACUUAACAGAAACUGUAAAAGCUAGUGUAGAAGGAAUCUGUUUGAAAAUUUAUCAUUUAUCCACGGAGCACGCCAAGAAAGUCAAAGACAAAAAUGCCCAGUUACUUAAAGAUAGUAAUUUGGCAGACGCGAUACCUGCAGGUGGACCUGCGAGUACGCAACGCAAAGUGUGGUGCUACCCAGUGCAAUUCUCUCUUCCGACCCCCCGGCUUCCACAGAUUGAAUAUCUACCAGAAAGGGAACAGACGAUGCUGCGCUUCCACAACGACGCGAUGUGUAUCAACAACACGCAUUUGGCAAAGUUGGAGCACCUGUACAGACACAACUGCUUUGACGAUCGCAAGUUUGAAAUGUUUUUGCCGCGCGUCUGGUGCAUGCUGAAACGCUACCAAACGUACCUGGGUAGCACCGAAAGCCAGGCGACGCAGAUGGCACUGCCCGUGACCGUGUUCGAGUGCCUUCAGAGAAUGUUCGGCGUUACCUUCGAGUGCUUUGCCUCACCCCUCAACUGUUACUUCCGACAAUACUGCUCGGCCUUCGCCGACACAGAUGCGUACUUUGGCUCGCGAGGGCCCUUCCUCGACUUCAGGCCUAUCAGCGGUAGCUUUCAGGCAAACCCGCCGUACUGCGAGGAGCUCAUGGAGGCGAUGGUCAAUCACUUCGAGCGGCUACUAUCCGACUCGACAGAAGCCCUGUCCUUCGUCGUCUUUUUGCCCGAGUGGCGAGAUCCAGCGCCCAACGCUCUGCUGAAGCUCGAAGCCAGCCACUUCAAGCGAAAACAGGUCGUCGUGCCGGCUAUGGAACACGAGUACAGACACGGCUUUCAGCAUGUUCUUCCAAAAGGGGAAGUGAAUAUCAGGGCCAUCCACGGGACUCUCGUAGUCUGGUUACAGAACGCGGCGGGUCAUGCGCGUUGGGGCCCGACGGAGGAGCGCGUGGAGGCCCUGCUGGAAGCGUGGCGGCCAGGGCGUGAACGAGAACGUGAUCGACAGGAGCUGCUCUCGCCACCUCGACAGACGCCCGCUCCCUCGCAGACACCGGCACCACAGCCGACGAUUGCAUCGCCAACGCCUCUGCCCGUGCCGGUGCCAAUGACGCCGACAACGGCACCUGUAGGUUUGAUGAGUCCGACCCCUAUUACCGCUACGCAGAACACGACGAUGACGACGCAGCCGACCAUCAUUACGUCGCAUACCAUCUGAGAGGAGGCCUCGACGAGCGGCCCAGCUGCCGUCGACAAGGAUAAGGAUAAAGACAAGGACAUGAUCGGCAAUUGCUGAGGAUUACUUACGCGAGUUAUAUGCUACGUGCUUGUUAGGGUGGCUCGGAUUAACGACUGUCUCUUUCACUUGUUAUUUCAAUCAGAGGAUGAAUUUUUUAUCGCAUGAAUCAGAAAAACUUAGGAAUUCCAAUGCGUAUAAUAUCCUUAAAGAUUUUUAAAAAUGCAGCGAAAAGUUCGGACCACCCAAAGCCUAGUAAAUAAUAAGUUUUAAGGCACUAUUUUUUCAAACAAAGAAAUUUAUUGUACGUACUUUGCGUAAAAGUAACGAUGAUAUCGUGGCCCUAAUUCUUGGUCAGCGCUCAUCGCGAAUCUUUUUUUCUUCCUUUUUUCAUGUGGAAUUCGUUGUUUUGAGAUAUGUGAUGACUUGCUAUGGUUUAUUGUAAAACAAUUUUGUAUCAUUAGCUACGAAGAUAGUGAAUGUUGUUGCUUUAGUUACUUUAAUAAUAGAGAUUUUUACAUGGGCAUUGAAGUGAAUUCCAGUCUUUUAUGUGAAAAAAUUUAUUUGUUUUGCAAAGAAACUGUUUUCAUUAUCCAACAAUGAAGUGGCUAUUACAAUGUCUUUAGUGAGUAUAUAUCUUAAAUGCUAUAAAGGGCUGGAAUGUAUUUUUUACUCUGUUAAAGAUCUCUUAUUUUCGGUCGGUGAAUGCACUUUUCUUUAAAGUCAAUAAUUUAAAGGAAGGCAUUGAUACUUCCUUAUUAAUAUCUAUCAUCGGAGUAAACGAGAAAAAGAAUAUAAGUGUUCUUUUUUUAAGACUAUCGGUCAAGUGCAUUCACUAAAAUUUAAUUUUAACAGUGGCAAACAAAUAGUGAUCUAUGAAGUUUUGUUUCCUGCAGAACGUAAGCGCAUAUCAUAGUGAUUAAUGUGGAGUGUUCUAUUCAGCACAAAAUUAUUAGGUAGCAAGUCUCAAAGUAGCCUGUAUGUAAAUAGCGCAGCAUCAACUCGAACAAGCUUUGAUUUAUUUACUAAUGUUGAAAGUCAUGGUUACUUUAUACAUAUACAAUGUGAAGCACGCCCUGCUUUUAAAAAAUGUUUUUGCUUUAGCCAUUUACUUUAAUUUUAGAUAUUAUAUAUAUCUUGAAAACUAGAGAAACUAUAUACAACUUAUAAGAGUGCAAAUAACUGAUCUUAAAGAUCUCUUAUAGGUUUUGUACAUUUUUAUUAGGGUGAUAUGUUGUAAAUAUAAAAAAUAUAGUGUAAAUAUAAAAAAAAUAUGUACCGUACUGACAUCACGUGUUUUCACAUUCUGUCUAUUCAUCUUUUUAUUAUAUUUUUCAAUUUUGUAUCUUUUGUUGCUAUAUUAUCUCAAUAAUUGUUUCACUUCAGCCCAUCCGUUCAAAUCCAUUAUUAAAAUUUAUAUAUUUUAUUUCAUAAAAUUGUUGUUUGUAACCAUAUAUCAUGCAGUAAUAAAUUUAUGCACUGCACUACAUCUUACAAAUUGAUAAAUAAACCAAGAGGUUGAGCGUUGAGGCAAGGCAUAAAAAAACAGAAAUUAAUGAUAAGUUAUGCAAUAAAUCAAAUUAAAUUUUCCUUAAAUGCAAUAUAGAUAGAGAUAAAUUAAAAAAUGCUAUAAAAUUCAUAAAUGAAAAAUUAAGAUUUUAAAAUAAACAUUAUUUGUUCAAUAUUUUAAUUUAUUUAAAGUUUAAAUUGAAGUAUAAAAAUCUACGAAAAAUAAAUAACAACUUAGAUAAUUAAAUUUUAUGCUAUACUAUAUUGAUUACAAUUGUUAAUGUUCAUUGGUAUUUUGUGAAAAUAAAUUGCACCUAUGAAACAACAUA
Nasonia vitripennis (jewel wasp) is the source of this 4323-nucleotide messenger RNA. It is a transcript of the gene Pcif1, whose product is annotated as mRNA (2'-O-methyladenosine-N(6)-)-methyltransferase. The transcript has 7 exons. The coding region runs from base 176 to 2467 and encodes 763 amino acids. The record is from RefSeq and is a predicted model, not a curated record. NCBI's taxonomy places the organism in Eukaryota, Metazoa, Arthropoda, Insecta, Hymenoptera, Pteromalidae. Gene Ontology annotation, cellular component: nucleus. Gene Ontology annotation, molecular function: mRNA (2'-O-methyladenosine-N6-)-methyltransferase activity; RNA polymerase II C-terminal domain binding.